AUAGACAGUUCCGGUUUAUUAAGAAAAAAAAGACCAAAACAUAUUCGCUUAUCUUAUCUUCUACCAGAAAAAAAAAACAGAUUUCUAGAUCGAGAUUAUUUGUAUCAAAUUGGUUAUUGAAUUUACGAGUAUCAUUUAUCAAAUGCCUCUCAAAAUGAAAAUGGCAUAGCUUGUAGAUCUACUUGUAAAUAAUUUUCUUCAAUGUUGUAGCUGCAGAUUAAAUGCUAAAAAAUGUCACAAAGUCGAUUGCAGCAAGAUGAAGAUAGGCGAUCAUGUUGGGUCUGUUUUGCGACAGAAGAGGAUGACCGAAAUGCAGCAUGGGUACGCCCUUGUCGAUGCAGGGGUACCACAAAAUGGGUACACCAAACAUGUCUUCAAAGAUGGGUAGAUGAAAAACAGAAAGGCAACAGUACAGUUAAAGUUGCCUGCCCACAGUGUAAUACAGAAUAUUUGAUACAGUUUCCAAAAUUGGGUCCAGUUGUGUAUGUUAUGGAUAUAAUCGACAGAGUAAUAUACAAGAUGUGUCCUUUUGUAGCUGGUGGCAUCUUUAUUGGAACAGUUUACUGGACUAUGGUCACUUAUGGGGCUGUGACUGUUAUGCAGGUUUUAGGUCAUAAAGAGGGCUUAAAUGUUAUGGAACAGGCUGAUCCUUUGUUCUUACUUAUUGGCCUCCCAACAAUACCCCUAAUGUUGGUUUUAGGCAAGAUGGUCAGAUGGGAGGAUUAUGUGCUCAGAGUUUGGCGCAAGCAUUCUUCUAAAUUGCCCCUUAUAAACUACUUGUUUCCAGAUGAACACUCAAGGAUGUCCAGGGUACCAGCAGAUACUGUGACACUGACUGAUCCAAUCUCUGCUACACGAGUCUUGUGUGGAGCCCUUAUCAUGCCAACUAUUGCUACCAUUGUAGGCAAACUCAUGUUUGGCCUUGUCCAGUCUAAUUUCCAGCGAACACUCUUGGGAGGAAUUGCUUUUAUUGCCAUCAAAGGUGUGCUAAAAAUCUAUUAUAAACAACAGCAGUACUUGCGCCAGGCAAAUCGUGUUAUCUGUGACUAUGAGGAUCCACAAAGCCCUAACACUCCACCUGCUCCUGACACAAACACACAAACAACUCUGUGAUUUACCUCUCAAUUUGUUAUUUUACUUUGUUUACUCAGCAGGAAGGGAUUUGCCCACAGAGAAAAAUUAUCUACACUAAGCUAAUUUAUACAUACAGCAUUUAUUUCUUAAAAUUUCAAAUGAUAGCUAAGUUAUUAAAUCAUUGGCAAUUUUAUUUUAAAAUGUUAAUCUUUUUUUUUUUAAAUUAUGGUGGCCAAAUCUCAAAACCCUCUCAUGAGUUAUUAUUAUUUAUGUGGUGAUUGUUUUUUGUUUUGUAUAUAUUCCCAAACCAUGUGGUCUUUGUGUUAGUUAAGAAUAUAUACUUUAUAAAAUCCAAAAAUAUUUUAUUUGCUUUCUUUUUCACCUGUGCAAAUGAUAAUUACAGCUAUUGUAAAUAGAUAUAGCUUUUUGUUUGAACAUUUAUGCUAUACUAGAUACGGGCAUUUAGUUUAAAAAAUAUUACUUUUCACUGAUUUAAAAUAAUUUUCAGAUUUCACUUCUAUAAUUGUCAGUAAUGUUAUUUUUAACUCAAAUAUUUAGGUAUGCAGCUAUUUUUUUUUCAAAAUUAAGCUUAAAAAUUUAACUUAUUUAAUUUUUAGAAUUAAAAUCAAAUUAAUGAAGCAUAAUCAAAUAAUUUUACUAACUUGGAUCUGUAAGAGUUAUGUUAAAAAGAAAAUAUGGUAAAGAUUAGUCAAGAGUUAGCAAGGAUGCCUGAAAAUUAAAACUGAAAAUAGUUUGAUUUUAACAGCAAAUAUGUGUACAAUCUAUGAUUUUCUGUUUACAAUCUUUAAAUUUGAAAAUGAUGUGUUGAAUCUGUGUACAUAUUUAAUAGUGGUAGUAGAAUAACACUUCAGUGAAGUUUUGGACAUUAUGUUUGAUAUAUUUCAAUACCAGUUUUGGUAUUAGUUAGUCAUUUAUUUUGGCCCUAUUCUGGGUCUCUAUUUUAAUUAGUUCUUUUUAGAAAAACCAGUUUAAACAUCAUUUAGAAAAAGAAUUGAAAUGAAUACAUGUUUUAAAAUUUGUGCAUAAUGUUUUUAUGAUCGUGUAUAUAAAUGUUUAAGUUGGAUGGUGAGGAUUUUAAUAAUUUCAGUUUCAUUUUGACCUGUAUAUAAUUUCUGUAUAGAAAAAAAUAGUCUGAUUAAACUUUAAUUAAUUUAUAAGCUAUUUAGAAGUAAAAUAAAGAACAUUGCCAUAAAAAACAGUGUAAGCAUUUGUAUUAAACAGAUUUUGUAUUUAUAUAUUAAUCUACUUAUUUCUGUCCAACAUCUCUGAGGUCUUAUUGUAAUAAUAAGCCUGACUUUCACUGGCAUUACAUACUUUUAAAAAGUCUAUUUUGGGUUGAACGUUAAUAAUUUAAAUGAUAAUUAUGUGGCAAUGGCUAAUUAUAAAUUGUAAUUCCAUCUUGUGAUGCAUGAUAUUGGACAAACAACAAAAAUUGAUUAUGAAGCUGUUUACAUCAUUGUGUAAGGUUGGGAUAUAAAAAAAUAGUUGUAUGAUUAAUACUUUUUAGGUCUUAAGUUUUUCAAAAUUUUGUAAUAGGACAUAGUUUUAAAAACUUAUUUAUCCUCAAAUGAAAAAACAUUUAAAUAGCAACUAAUGAAGUUUUCUAAUUUGUAUUACAUAUUUUUUUAUGUUGAGUAAAAUAUAAUUUUCAAAUACCCUCAUCUCAUUAGUCGUGCAAAUGCAUAAAGUAGUCGGAUGUUAUGUAAAUACCUAUUUACACGGUUUAAUGAAAUUGAUCCAAGUGUAAAUAAAUAAUAGGUUAAAUAUUGCUGAAAGCGAGAGAAGAGCACUAUUGUUGCCUGUGGAGAUGUAUAAUCAGAACAAACACAUUUAUUUUAUGGUGGUGUUGGUGUUUCAGUAAAAUACUGUUUGUCGUAUCAGAACAUUUGAUUAUUAUUUGUUUACUGUUAAUAAAAAUACCAAAUCUUUUUAUAAAUAAUUAGUCACCUUUCUUUUCUGUGAUGAUUUCUCCCACUGAUAGUAUCUACAAAAAUAAUGUACACUGACAGCAAUGUUGCAUAUUGUUGAGUAACAAAUAAAAAUAUAGUUGAAGCAUC
This is a messenger RNA of Physella acuta, 3152 nucleotides long. RefSeq names its product E3 ubiquitin-protein ligase MARCHF5. The record is from RefSeq and is a predicted model, not a curated record. Lineage: Eukaryota; Metazoa; Mollusca; Gastropoda; Physidae. Gene Ontology annotation, molecular function: zinc ion binding.